AAUCAUCGUUUUGUCAGGAAAGUCAGGCCGGCCCUCGCUCCAGUCCAGGAGAUGGCGGUAAUGCACCGGAAGUGGAAGAAGAAGCCACCUGGGCAUGCGUACUACAAAUAUACGCUGGCAUGAUCCCGACGUUGUGGAGUUGAUAAUCAGGAAGGAUCUACUUUGAGUAUCUGUCCAGAGUUGACGUGUCUGUGUGAUUGAGCCCAUCACCUUGCAAAUAUGGAUUUCCAGCAUCGAGCUGGAGGGAAGACAGGGAGCGGUGGGGUGGCAUCUGCCUCUGAGAGUAACCGUGAUAGGAGAGAGCGGUUACGUCAGCUGGCCUUGGAGACCAUUGACAUCAACAAAGACCCCUACUUUAUGAAGAAUCAUUUAGGAUCAUAUGAGUGCAAACUUUGCUUGACACUUCAUAACAAUGAGGGCAGCUACUUGGCUCACACACAGGGAAAGAAACAUCAGACCAAUUUAGCACGGAGGGCGGCCAAGGAGGCAAAAGAAGCUCCUGCUCAGCCAGCUCCAGCAAAAGUGAAAGUUGAGGUCAAGAAGUUUGUCAAAAUUGGUCGACCAGGAUACAAAGUAACCAAACAGAGAGACCCAGAGACCGGACAGCAGUCCUUACUUUUCCAGAUUGACUACCCAGAGAUUGCUGAAGGAAUUGGACCCAGGCAUCGUUUCAUGUCUGCUUAUGAACAGCGCAUCGAGCCCCCUGAUCGUCGCUGGCAGUACCUGCUUUUGGCUGCUGAACCAUAUGAGACUAUUGCCUUUAAGGUCCCCAGUAGAGAAAUUGAUAAAGCAGAAAACCGCUUCUGGACCCACUGGAACAGAGAAACUAAACAGUUCUUCCUACAAUUCCACUUCAAAAUGGAGAAAUCUGUUCCUCAGUCCAGCGGUCCAGCACCUCCUGCAGGUGUGAAACGCCCCCCCCCUCUCAUGAGUGGAGUUGGACCUCGCCCACCAAAUGAGACUAUGCCCCCUCCCCCGCCAGGCGGGAUGCAUGCCCCUCCUCUCCCACCUGGUGCCCCGGGUGCCCCCCAUAUGCCCCAUCAGAUGCCCAUGCCUCCCAUGCCAAUGAGGCCGCCUCCUCCUGAGGGCCUUACAAUAUCUAAUAAUUGAUCCCCUACAAGUGUAUCAUGAUUGCUUUCUUUCAUGGUGUGCAGUCACACCGCCCUGCCUGUCUACAAUGCCCAUCUCUCUUUAGAUAUUGCAGCUAUAUUCAGUUGGAUUAUUUCUACAAAUGAUGUCUAAAGUCCACAUUUAGUAGAUUUUUUACAUUUGUUUGGUUUAUGUAAACGUGUAUGGCAGCCCAUAUGACCACACUGUUUUGUAUAAAAGCUUAGAUUCAGGAUAUGGAGCUAUGAUUGAAAAUAGCUCAUCUUUUAAGAUGCUGUUUUUGUAAUAAAAUUCUGUAGAGAAAAACA
Molecule: messenger RNA, 1415 nt
Organism: Siniperca chuatsi (mandarin fish)
Lineage: Eukaryota; Metazoa; Chordata; Actinopteri; Centrarchiformes; Sinipercidae
Gene: sf3a2
Product: splicing factor 3a, subunit 2
Exons: 8
Coding region: 220-1110 (296 amino acids)
Biological process (GO): spliceosomal complex assembly
Cellular component (GO): U2 snRNP; catalytic step 2 spliceosome; nucleus
Molecular function (GO): nucleic acid binding; zinc ion binding
Source: RefSeq, a predicted model, not a curated record